UUAAAAAUAUAGCAGGGCAAAAAAAGAAGAAGAAACAGCUUAUGAUGGAAAAUCCAAAAAAGAAACAGCGAGGUACUGGUAGACAUGCCAUAUAUAAGUUGCACCUUGGAUGGCUUCAUGAAACUCGUGGGAAGUUAAGACAAGUUACCGCACGGAGAGGAGGCGGUACAAGAAUAUACGAAUUUAAAAAAGAAGAAGAGCAAACUGUUCAGACAGUUAUAAAUUAUGCAACUAGCAUUUUCUUUCCAGAUGGAAAAAAUGAUAUGGGAAAGUUAUCAGAUAUGGUAGUGAACCUGUCUACAUAUAACGGAGAAGUAAUCUCAAAAUUUGUCAUGCCAAAUGGGGAAGAAUGUAAUUUGCAAACAUACUUGAAGUCUAUCGGCGUGUUUUCCUCUCAGUACUUUUUAUAUUUGAGAACAUCUAAAAAACAGGAGAUUGACGGUAGAGAGCCAGUUAGACAGCAUGUAGAUGAUAAAAGCAUUCCGGUUCCUUUAACAUCAUUGAUAGUAAAUGACCAAACACCUGGUGAAAUAUGUGUAAAGUACACUAAACUUUGCAACUCAUCAUACACAGCAGAAUGUUCACAAAAAAUCUGUCAAACCAUUGAUGACUGCUUUCUUGACACAAUUGUAAGUGAUCCUGACAGAGAAAGAGAUGGGUAUAAUCCACUGGAAAAUAGUUUCAAAGUGACAGGCAUAACAGUCAACAAGAUCUCUAUUUUGAGCCAAGCAGAUCCGAGUUCUAACCACUUUGAAUAUCCAACAGCUACAUCAAAUGCAAAAGGAAUAAUUCAUACACCUGACCAGAUUGUGGGUUUUGAGAAGCAAGAAAACAAGGAAAUCAUACUUGGAGUACUUUAUAAAGAACAUAAUUCUGGUGCAUAUUUUCAGUGGUAUAAAAACAACGAACUCUUUGCAAGUGGACCUGACCUUUGCUUAAUCCCCGUAACUGAUCCUGGUGAAUACUUGGUGAAGGUAUCAGAUGAAGAUACACUUUAUGAAUGUGCAGCUGUAAGGGUGGACUCUCAAGCUUUGCUGGCAGAAAAAAUAAAACUUUCAACAAACACUUGUCAUGCAACUCAGGAGAUUUUAACUGACCGAGUAAGACUUCAGUCCCUGGAUGACAGUACAGUUGAUACUGCUUAUGUAACUGAACCAUUCAAUGGAGGACAGUACAGUUGAUACUGUUACUGUUACUGAACCAUCAGUAGAGGAGAGAACAGUUGUUACUGUUACUGAACCAUCAAUGGAGGACAAAACAGUUGGCACUGUUACUGAACCAUCAAUGGAGGACAGUACAGUUGACACUGUUACUGAACCAUCAUGGGAGGACAGUACAGUUGACAGUGUUACUGAACCAUCAAUGGAGGACAAAACAGUUGAUAUUGUUACUGUUACUGAACGAUCAACUCCUAGUUAUGAUUCCAUUACAGACAAUGAAGUAAUAAAAAGCCAUGUCAUGAAUGAGAAUGUGAGUGAACAGACAAACUGUGACUAUAUCAAAGAACGUUCAAGUACAGCCAAGUAUAAUCCUAUACACGCGCUUAAUUUCUCAACAGAUGUAAAUGUGCCAGAAAUUCCUUAUGAUAGUUUAUGUAUGGGACCUAAAAUUGGGGAAGGCUCUUUUGGAACAGUACAUUUGGCAC
Ruditapes philippinarum (Manila clam) is the source of this 1645-nucleotide messenger RNA. RefSeq lists its product as uncharacterized. The coding region runs from base 42 to 1181 and encodes 379 amino acids. The transcript is spliced from 2 exons. NCBI's taxonomy places the organism in Eukaryota, Metazoa, Mollusca, Bivalvia, Venerida, Veneridae. The record is from RefSeq and is a predicted model, not a curated record.